Molecule: messenger RNA, 812 nt
Organism: Anguilla anguilla (European eel)
Lineage: Eukaryota; Metazoa; Chordata; Actinopteri; Anguilliformes; Anguillidae
Product: neurotrophin-4
Exons: 1
Coding region: 1-801 (266 amino acids)
Biological process (GO): memory; nerve growth factor signaling pathway; negative regulation of neuron apoptotic process
Molecular function (GO): growth factor activity; nerve growth factor receptor binding
Source: RefSeq, a predicted model, not a curated record
AUGGAGGUGGAGACUGAGGGCAAGGAGGCGGGCAGAGAGGGAUCGAGGGCGGGGCUGGAGGUGGGAGGAGAGGGAUCGAGGGCGGAGCUGGAGGCGGGCACAGAGGGAUCGAGGGCGGGGCUGGAGACGGGCAGAGGAAUGCUGCUGGAGGACUCAGAGCUGCUAUUUUUGGACGCUCACCCGAGGGUGCUGUUCACCCCGUCCUCCGCCCCCCCGAAGCACCCGCCCCUCCUGCUCAUGCUGGAGGCGGGGCUGCCAGCCUUGGGCGGAGAGAGAGGAGAACAGCAGGAGGAGGAGGAAGAACGGGAGGUGGAGGAGGAGGGCGAGCAGGACGAGGGCGUGGAGGAAGAGGCGGCCGGCGCCCUGAGGAGGAUAGAGGGGGCGGAGCCGGCGCGCCCCAAAUCCCGCCCCAGACGAUCCAGCUCCGCCUACGACCGGAGGGGCGAGCGGUCGGUGUGCGAGGUGGCCAACGAGUGGGUGACGGACAAGAAGACGGCCAUCGACAUCCUGGGGAACACGGUGACGGUGCUGCCGGAGAUCCAGACCCCCCGCGGCCCGCUCAAGCAGUACUUCUUCGAGACCAAGUGCAGGCCGCCGGACGCGCGGGGCACGGGGGGCUCGGGCGUGUCCGGCAGGGACUGCGUGGGCGUGGACAAGAAGCACUGGGUGAGCGAGUGCAAGGCCAAGCAGUCCUACGUCAGGGCCCUCACCACGCACCCCCAGAAGGGGGUGGGCUGGAGGUGGAUCAGGAUCGACUCCUCCUGCGUGUGCGUGCUGCAGGCCAGGGUGGCCCGCACCUAGGGAGAGGGGGA